This is a messenger RNA of Gasterosteus aculeatus aculeatus (three-spined stickleback), 3191 nucleotides long. It is a transcript of the gene plk4, whose product is annotated as polo-like kinase 4 (Drosophila). Gene Ontology annotation, cellular component: nucleus. Gene Ontology annotation, molecular function: protein kinase activity; ATP binding; protein binding. NCBI's taxonomy places the organism in Eukaryota, Metazoa, Chordata, Actinopteri, Perciformes, Gasterosteidae. The record is from RefSeq and is a predicted model, not a curated record. Gene Ontology annotation, biological process: protein phosphorylation.
GACACGAGAGUAACGGGCGGAUAUUUUCAAAAUGGAGGAAAUGGCAAAGUUUUGGAGGGGAACACAAGAACAACAUUUAUUUGCCCUCUGAGAGCCCACACGCCGACUAUCGAUGCCCUCGGUCGGCGGAGGAAUACUUUUACGAGCUUGCAUGCGUCUGCAAGCCGGAAAACAGGCGCGAUGAGUGUUUCCAUCGGCGAGAAGAUCGAGGAUUUCAAGGUCCUCACCCUCCUCGGCAAAGGCUCCUUUGCGUGUGUUUACCGGGCCAAAUCGGUGAAGACUGGCCUGGAGGUCGCCAUCAAAACGAUUGACAAAAAAGCAAUGCACAAGGCCGGUAUGGUGCAACGUGUGAUCAACGAGGUGGAGAUUCAGUGCCGGUUGAAACAUCCUUCUAUACUUGAGCUCUACAACUACUUUGAAGACAGCAACUACGUGUACUUGGUGUUGGAGAUGUGCCACAAUGGGGAGAUGAGUCGGCACCUUAAAGAGCGGAAAAUGUCUUUCUCCGAGGAUGAAGCAAGACAUUUCAUGCAUCAAAUAUUGAAGGGGAUGCUUUAUUUACACACCCACGGCAUCCUGCAUCGAGAUCUGACGCUGUCGAACCUUUUGCUGACGAGCAACAUGAACAUUAAGAUCGCAGACUUUGGCCUCGCCACUCAGCUCAAACUCCCAAAUGAAAAGCACUUCACCAUGUGUGGGACGCCCAACUACAUCUCCCCGGAGGUGGCCACCCACAGCGCCCACGGUCUUGAAUCCGAUGUCUGGUCCCUGGGCUGCAUGUUCUACGCCUUUCUGAUGGGCCGCCCCCCGUUUGACACUGACACGGUCAAACACACUCUGUCUAAAGUGGUUCUCGGCGAGUACGAUAUGCCGAGCCACAUUUCUCCAGAGGCUCAGGAUCUGAUCCAUCUCCUGCUGCAGAGGGACCCCGGCCAUCGUCCCAGCCUCUCUGCAGUGCUGGACCACCCGUUCAUGACCCAGAACCGGCUGGUUAGGACCAAGGAGCUGGGGGUGGGGGAGGACGGUUCCAUGGACAGCGGCAUUGCCACCAUCUCCACGGCCUGCACCUCCUCCACCUCGGCCGGCAGCAAUAGCCGCCUCCAGAGGAGGACCAGGCACGUGAUUGGCUCAGCCCUGCCUAACCGAAUGAUGCCUAUUCCAAUCCUCCCACGCCAAACCAACCCCGCCUGCUAUGAAGACGGCGACCAGUGGCAGCAGCAGCAUCAGGCGGAGCGAUUUCACAGAGAGGGGAGGAGCAGGGGGGUUCAAGGUGGAGACAGCGGGCAGCCUCACUCUCGCUACCUGAGGAGGGCUCACUCGUCAGAAUGCUCCGGCUCGUCGGCCUCCGGCCACGGGCCGAGUCACGCCGAGCUCGGGAGAUGUCACUCCGAGGAGAAUCUCACUGGUUUGGAAAGAACGGUCUUCCCGAUGUCCUCCACCCCGCACCCGUUUUCACAGCACGGAAAGCACCCGUCCCCCCCCGCCAAGCAGUCCCCAAACUCCGGGUAUUUGUUUCCCUCACAGAUUGCACAUCCACCAAACUCGCAAUUUCAAGACCUGGAGGGAGUUACGAAUUGGCUCAACAAUGAGGGUUCUGGGCAGAGACCCACAGACAACAGCACUCACAGCAGCGGCGGCGGCAGCUUCCACAGCAGCAGAGGUCCUUUGGGGGUCCACAAUUCCUGGACAGACAAACCCAUGAGCCGAGGUGUAAACCCUCAUCACAACCUGGCCUCCAGCUGCGACUCGUACAGGGAGAAUCUACCCGGAGCAGAGUUCCAACCUCCUCGCGGCAGCGAAUUAAAGCUCCCACCCGGCGUGGCUAAAGAGAAGAAAACGCUGCGAGACGUCGUCCCGCCUCUGUGCGCGUCCAGAUUAAAGCCCAUCCGACAGAAAACCAAAAACGCCGUGGUGAGCGUCCUGGACACGGGGGAAGUGUGUAUGGAGUUGUUAAAAUGCCACGGUGGUCAAGAGAGGGUCAAAGAAGUCCUUCGGAUUUCCUGUGACGGUUCGAUGGUGACAAUAUACCAGCCCAAUGGUGGGAAGGGGUUUCCUGUCUUGGACUGUCCUCCUGCUCCUCCAGAAGAUAUUCUGAUCUGUAGCUACGAGGACCUUCCAGAAAAAUACUGGAAGAAGUACCAAUACGCCUCCAAGUUUGUGCAGCUCGUGAAAUCCAAAACUCCUAAAGUGACCCUUUACACCAAAUAUGCAAAGGUCAUGCUGAUGGAGAACUCUCCCAAUGCAGACCUGGAAGCUUGCUUCUAUGACGGCGCGAAGACUCACAAGACGUCCGAGCUGGUGCGAGUGGUGGAGAAGAGCGGGAAGUCGUACACCGUGAAGGGCGAGGCGGGGCUGAGCGGCCUGAGCCCGGAGAGCCGGCUGCACGUGGAGCUGUCCGAUGAGGGCCACAGCAUGUGUUUGUCCCUGGAGGCCGCCAUCACCGCCGAGGAGCAGCGCAGCACCAAGAAGGUCCCCUUCUUCCCCAUAACGAUUGGCAGGAGACCUGCCAACCCAGACACUCCGGGCUCGUCAGCCCUGCCCCCCCACCCGGUGCCUCCUGAUACUUCACCUCCUAAACCUCCUCAAAUCACUCCUUCGAUGAUCUCCUACGAUGGGUCAGAUUUCACCACGGCCAGUGUGAGUAAGAAAUGCUCCCCACUGCAACAGGACACGGGAAAAGUGGUGAAGUCCAUAUUCGUGCCCAAUGUCGGAUGGGCGUCCCAGCUGACGAGCGGAGAGGUGUGGGUGCAAUUCAACGACGGCUCUCAGCUGGUGGUUCAGGCCGGAGUUUCCUGCAUCACCUACACGUCUCCUGAGGGGAGGAUCACCAGGUACAAGGAGAACGAGAAGUUGCCCGAGCACGUCAAGGAGAAACUGCACUGUCUCUCCACCAUCCUGGGACUGCUGGCCAACCCCACAGCGUAUCAUCCACAAGCUCAUUAACACCACCCAACAUCCCAGCAGCACUGAGCCACGGAAACCUUUGUAUUGCCUUUUGUCUUGUAAAUAGAUCUUUGUUUUUGUUUUUUUACAUGUACAGAAGACUAAGAUUAUGAAAAUAUAUAUUUUUAUUUUAAUAAGCAACCAUUUUGUGUCAGUGGAUUUGAUGAAAAAAGUUUUGAAACUGUCUGAUGAAAUGAUUCAUAAACGCUGAGUCAAUAAACAUCUGGAGGCUGGGGUUCAGAAAUGUU